This is a messenger RNA of Pecten maximus, 729 nucleotides long. Its product is annotated as sodium-coupled monocarboxylate transporter 2-like. Gene Ontology annotation, molecular function: symporter activity. Gene Ontology annotation, biological process: sodium ion transport. The transcript has 6 exons. Bases 51 to 632 code for a protein of 193 amino acids. NCBI's taxonomy places the organism in Eukaryota, Metazoa, Mollusca, Bivalvia, Pectinida, Pectinidae. The record is from RefSeq and is a predicted model, not a curated record.
UAUGCUUGUACGGAUUGGGUGUCAUUGGUUUUUCGUACGGAAUCAGCUCUAUGACGGGUUCAGUUGUGCAGAUCACUGUCGUUGUGUUCGGAGCAUGUGGAGGACCAUUGGCCGGACUUUUCUUUCUUGGCGGAAUGAUACCGAAAGCGAACUGGAAGGGAGCCAUUAUUGGCAUUGUGACGUCACUUGCGUUUACUAUUUGGAUAACCAUAGGAGCCCAACUUUACGGAAAGCGUCCGGUAAAGUUAACCCAGAAUCCGACAAGUGGAUGUUUCCCAGGAAACCAAACUGUCACAAUCGACGAGCCGUCGAUGUAUAGUUACAACGAUACUACGACUUCCAGUCUGUACGAUGUAACUGGAAACCCAAGCGUAUCACCAAAUAAUCCAAUUAAAUCAGAUGACAGUUUCUUCCUGUACAAUGUGUCAUAUGUCUGGUACGGUUUUAUCGGAUUUUUCCUCACUCUGAUCAUUGGUACCGUCGUAAGCUUGUGUACAGGUGGUGAUUGUCGUAAACCUGUGAAAGCCAACCUGAUAUUCCCAGUUUGUAGAAAGUUGUUUGGUCUGAAAUCUAGAUCCCAAUAUGAGGUGGCAGCGAUGGAGGACAAGAUUCUGCCACUUCCUAAGACUUAAGACCGGAAACAAUGCAAACGUAACAAGUUUAAUCGAUGGAAUUGCGAAGACUUAAAGACAUAUCUAUCGUAUAAUAAAGCAACGUUGUUAAAUUGUA